Molecule: messenger RNA, 2164 nt
Organism: Cyprinodon tularosa
Lineage: Eukaryota; Metazoa; Chordata; Actinopteri; Cyprinodontiformes; Cyprinodontidae
Product: 5-hydroxytryptamine receptor 1B-like
Exons: 1
Coding region: 198-1334 (378 amino acids)
Biological process (GO): bone remodeling; regulation of behavior; chemical synaptic transmission
Cellular component (GO): plasma membrane
Molecular function (GO): G protein-coupled serotonin receptor activity
Source: RefSeq, a predicted model, not a curated record
CUGAGCUGCUCUGAAGUUGGCAGGAGGCGCUCAGAGCGGAGCUCAGACGUUGGCCGCCGGAUGAGGCUCUUAUCUGGAUUAAUCUGGUUGCUCCAGCUGACCGAACAUUUGGGAUGAUGAAGAGGAGGAGGCACGCGGCAGAUGGAGGGAGGACGCCCGGAGCUCCAUGAGCGGAGGAUGUGACGGAAGGUGGAGGGAUGGAGACGGCCGCCAGCUACGGAGAUGCGCUCAACUUCUCCACCAAUGACACCAACAACAGCUCCGGCUCCGGGGCGGAGGAGCGGGGCUCCAGCCUCCCCUUCCAGGCGGCUCUGGCCGCGGCUCUGGCUCUCAUCACCUUCGCCACCACGCUCUCCAACGCCUUCGUCAUCGCCACCAUCUACCAGUCCCGGAAACUUCACACCCCGGCCAACUUCCUGAUCGCGUCGCUCGCGCUCACGGACCUGCUGGUGUCCAUCCUGGUGAUGCCCAUCAGCGCGCUCUACACCGUCCUGCAGACCUGGACGCUGGGCCAGGUGCUGUGCGACAUCUGGCUGUCCUCGGACAUCACGUGCUGCACCGCCUCCAUCCUCCACCUGUGCGUCAUUGCGCUGGACCGCUACUGGGCCAUCACGGACGCGGUGGAGUACUCCAAGAAGCGCACGCCGGGGCGCGCGGCCGGGAUGAUCGUGACCGCCUGGGUCAUCGCCAUCUCCAUCUCGCUGCCGCCCUUCUUCUGGCGCCAGGUGAAGGCGGAGGAGGUGACGAGCUGCAACGUGAACACGGACCACAUCUUCUACACCAUCUACUCCACCUUCGGCGCCUUCUACAUCCCCACGCUGCUGCUCAUCUGCCUUUACGGCCGGAUCUACGUGGAGGCGCGGAAGCGCAUCCUGAAGCAGGCGCACAACAAGCCGGGGAAGCGGCUGACCUCUGCGCGCCUGAUCACCAACUCCCCCGGCUCCGUGGCCUCCACCACCUCCCUGAACUACGGGACGAACGACGCCUCCUCCUGUGACACUACCUCCUCCUGCCCGAACGUGAGCCAAGUCAAAGUCACUGUGUCCGACGCGCUGCUGGAGAAGAAGCGCAUCUCUGCGGCCAGAGAGAGGAAGGCCACCAAGACUCUGGGAAUCAUCCUGGGAGCCUACAUCAUCUGCUGGCUGCCCUUCUUCAUCUACACCCUCCUAGUGCCUCUCUGCGACUCCUGCUUCCACCCGGGUCUCUUUGACAUCUUCACCUGGCUCGGUUACCUCAACUCUCUGAUCAACCCCAUCAUCUACACCAUGUCCAACGAGGACUUCAAGCAGGCUUUCCACAAACUCAUGAAGCGCUUUAGGUGCUGCAGGGCGUGAGCCGUGAUGGAUGACGCUGGGAUCCAGACGUGGAAAGGAAAUAGGAUGAAAAAAUGGCCAUUAUGGGAAUGUCCCCAAGUGAUGUAAAAGCUUCAUUUAUGUUCCUGAAGUUUGAUUUAUGACCUCAGCGGGAAAGAGCAGGACGCCUGUGAUGGAGUUUGGCUUUUACGGGCCUCUAUAAUGUGGCUUCUUAGGUGUCAAAAGGCAUAAAAUGAAUCCCAGCCAUCCGUCAUCUUUAUGCUGCACAAAAAAACACCCAAGAUGUCCAACAAUCAGUCAUAUUUAAUAGAUCAGAACAUGAUUCUUUUAUUUCAGUAGCUCCAUCACCCACAAAUACAUGAUAAAGACUGUAUUUUACAGUCUUAAUAUUUUAAAGCCUUUCAUUUUGUUGAAUAUAAUGAUUUUUUUUGCCUGUUAAAGGUUCAUCAACUUCCAUAUUUAAGCAAAUGGUUACGACUGCAGCCAGAAAAAUGACCUAAAAAUGAGAUUUUCUGCAGAUUUUGGAACAGGCUUAAGUUACCGGUUCAAUGCAGGGGCUCUGAGGGACCCAACAGUGCAGGAUGCACCCCCCCAUCUGGGUCCCAUGGAUGCACAUUUAUAACACAGUUAUUCCACAUUCCCCUCUUCUGUCGUGAAAAGCACCUCCCCCUAAAUCUGCAGUAACUCUGCAGACCUCUUCUCUAAGCUCCUCCGACCAGAACAGAACAGAAAAUUGUUUUUUUUUCUAUAAUUUAAUGAUAAAUGAUGGAAAGCGGUGCAUCUGCGGUGGCGUUUGGAGUCGACACAGAGAAAGUGGAUCUGUUCUCGUUAAUCUACAUAGCAGGGUAGUU